AUGAAUGAAGCCAAGACAUGCAAAGUCCGGGUGACUUUAACUAUUAUUCUGAUUGGUGUUGCUUUAAUGUUCACCGCAGUGGUGACAGAUCACUGGGCUGUGCUGAGUCCCCCGGUGGACAAAUACAAUGCCACCUGCGAGACGGCGCACUUCGGGCUAUGGCGGAUCUGUAUCAAACGGAUCUUCAUGAAAGAAAAUGAGACGGACACGAAGCAGGGCUGUGGGCCAAUAAGCCUGCCAGGAGAGCGCAACUGUUCAUAUUUCACCCACUUCGUCUCGGGAGAGAGCACGGAGAUAUUUCACGUGUCAACACAGAGAGAAUACAGUAUUUCCGCUGCAGCCAUUGCCAUCUUCAGUGUUGUCUUUUCCAUCAUUGGGACCAUUUGUGUCCUCUUGUCCUUCAGGAAAAAGAUGGACUACCUCCUGAGGCCAGCAUCCAUGUUUUACACCUUUUCAGGCUUGUGCAUUAUCAUUUCUGUGGAAGUGAUGAGGCAGUCUGUCAAAAAGAUGAUCGACAGCGACGACACUGACUGGAUUGAGUACUACUACUCGUGGUCCUUUGCCUGCGCCUGCACUUCCUUCGUCCUGCUCUUCCUCUGUGGGGUUGCUCUCCUGCUCAUCUCCUUGCCCCGCAUGCCCCAGAACCCCUGGGAAACCUGUAUGGAUGCCGAGCCAGAACACUAA
Molecule: messenger RNA, 684 nt
Organism: Varanus komodoensis (Komodo dragon)
Lineage: Eukaryota; Metazoa; Chordata; Lepidosauria; Squamata; Varanidae
Gene: CACNG1
Product: calcium voltage-gated channel auxiliary subunit gamma 1
Exons: 4
Coding region: 1-684 (227 amino acids)
Biological process (GO): calcium ion transmembrane transport; regulation of calcium ion transmembrane transport via high voltage-gated calcium channel
Cellular component (GO): membrane; L-type voltage-gated calcium channel complex
Molecular function (GO): voltage-gated calcium channel activity; calcium channel regulator activity
Source: RefSeq, a predicted model, not a curated record